Messenger RNA from Lampris incognitus (smalleye Pacific opah), 654 nucleotides. RefSeq names its product dynein light chain Tctex-type family member 5 (gene dynlt5). The record is from RefSeq and is a predicted model, not a curated record. NCBI's taxonomy places the organism in Eukaryota, Metazoa, Chordata, Actinopteri, Lampriformes, Lampridae. Gene Ontology annotation, molecular function: dynein intermediate chain binding. Gene Ontology annotation, biological process: microtubule-based movement. Gene Ontology annotation, cellular component: cytoplasmic dynein complex; cytoplasm. The coding region runs from base 1 to 528 and encodes 175 amino acids. The transcript is spliced from 4 exons.
AUGUACAAUAAAGAAAAAGCAUCUCGUCCGAAUAAGAAGAGAGACAGCCUGUCAUCACUUGGAAGCCAUGAGGUUAAGGCCAAAGAAACGUCACCCAAGACAAAGGACUCAAUAAGCACUGUUUCAUAUAUCGACGAUCCAGGGCAUCAUGAUGACAACACUCGAACAGUUGUGCAGAUGGAAAACACCUAUCAGAUGGAGCCAUAUAAACGCUUCCCAGCUUCUAUUGUCAAUGACGUGCUGAAGGAUGUACUCACCAGUUACCUGCAAGAAAUAAAAUAUGAAGCAGAGCUAUGCAGACAGAUGACAAAGACCAUUUCUGAGGUGAUAAAAGCCCGUGUAAAGGACCUGAUGAUUCCCCGAUAUAAGAUCAUUGUUUUGAUCAACAUUGGCCAGCUCUGUGAACAGAACAUGUGCAUUGUCAGCCGAUGCCUAUGGGAUGCAUCCAAGGACACUUUCUCCUCCUACACCUUCAAGAAUAGCUCUCUCUUUGCUGUAGCAAAUGUCUAUGCUGUUUACUUUGAAUGAGUCAAAUACACUAAGGAUAACUUUUCUGUCAUGACACAAAGUGUCCUUUUAGUUUACAUGUAGUAGAGCGUGUUAUUUAUAAUGAAAGAUUCAGGAAGAGCUAGAGCUUUCACAUACAGUGAAACA